Rhododendron vialii is the source of this 2382-nucleotide messenger RNA. RefSeq names its product heterogeneous nuclear ribonucleoprotein 1-like. Gene Ontology annotation, molecular function: RNA binding. The record is from RefSeq and is a predicted model, not a curated record. The transcript is spliced from 5 exons. NCBI's taxonomy places the organism in Eukaryota, Viridiplantae, Streptophyta, Magnoliopsida, Ericales, Ericaceae. Bases 457 to 1896 code for a protein of 479 amino acids.
CCAUCUUCUCAGCUUCUAUAUAUUUCUUACACAAGAGGAUAGGCAAAGCUUCUCUCUCUCUCUCUCUCUCUCUCUCUAGCUACACAUAUACCUUGUGUAUUAUUACCCAUUUGGAUGUAAAUCCAUCACCCUCCACCACUCUCUCUCUUUCUCUCUCUCUAUCUCCUCCUCUCCCUCUCUCUCUCUCUCCCCACUGGAUGAAAUCUCAUCACACCUUCGCCAAUUGAAUUUUUUUUGUAGAACAAAGACAUAGAGAGGAAAAAGGGAGGGCCUUUCGCCCUCUCAGAUCUUAGAUUCUCUCUUUUCCUCAUCUGGCUCUUCUUCAAUUGGAAUCCUGGAUCACUUGUUGAUCGAGUAUUGAUCUACUAAGGAUCGGAUGAUUCUCAAUUUAUUCUAAAAAUUCACUCAUUUCCUCACUAAUUGUAAGAGUCUCCAAUUUUGUAGUGGAAUCUUAGAAUGCAAAUGGAGCCUGGCAAAGUAUUCAUUGGUGGGAUUUCUUGGGACACAGAUGAAGACCGCCUAAGAGAGUAUUUCCGUACUUAUGGUGACGUAAUUGAGGCUGUGAUAAUGAAGGAUCGGAACACGGGCCGUGCUCGUGGUUUUGGUUUUGUUGUCUUUGCUGACCCUGCUGUUGCAGAAAGAGUUGUUAGGGAAAAGCACGUAAUAGAUGGUAGAACUGUUGAAGCAAAGAAAGCUGUUCCUAGAGAUGAUCAAAACGUGGUAAACAAAAACAAUGGCAGCCUUCAGGGGUCACCAGGUCCAUCCCGUACGAAAAAGAUAUUUGUUGGAGGUUUAGCAUCGACAGUCACAGAGAGUGACUUCAAAAACUACUUCGAUCAAUUCGGAAUGAUCACGGAUGUUGUGGUAAUGUACGACCACAACACCCAAAGGCCUAGAGGUUUUGGGUUCAUCACAUAUGAUUCGGAGGACUCAGUGGAUAAAGUUUUGUUCAAAACCUUUCACGAGCUCAAUGGUAAAAUGGUUGAAGUUAAGAGGGCUGUCCCGAAGGAGCUAUCUCCGGGGCCAAGUCGUAACCAAUUGGGUGGAUAUAGCAAUGGCCUGAGUAGGGUUAGUAGCUUCCUUAAUGCAUACACUCAGGGAAAUAGUCCAAACUCGGUUGGUGGUUAUGGAGUAAGACUGGAUGGCAGAUUUAGUCCAGUUUCAGUUGGUCGGAGUGGAUAUUCUCCAUUUAGGCCUUCCGGGUAUGGCAUGGAACCGAAUUUUGAGCCUGUAUUGAGUCCAAGAUAUGGGGGAAAUGGAAACUCCAGUCCCCAAAUUGGCUAUGGCCGUGGAUGGAACCCUUUCUAUAAUAGCAGUCCAAACAGGUAUGACAGUCCCGUUGGUUAUGGUGGGGGUAUUUCUGUUACUGGUUCUGGUUUAACUUCAGCUCCUCGGAAUAUCUGGGCAAAUGGGAAUCUUAAUUAUGCUUCAAAUUCAAACUCGAAUGAUUUGAUGGGCUCUGGAAGCGGAAGUACUGGAUUGGCUGGUGCUUUUGGCAGUUUAGGAACCAUAUGGGGUUCCUCUAACAUUUCAGGUCAAAGGGGAGGAACAGAUUCUUUGUAUAACAGUGGCAGUAUAAGUUAUAGCAACACGGACAAUAGUUUUGGGUCGGGAGUGGGGGGUUACGGAAGAAACAAUGGAAAUAGUGUUGCCCCAACAUUAUGGAAUGGCGCCGCAUCAAGUGAUAAUCUUGAUGGACCAUUUGGAAACUUCUAUGGAGAUGAUUCUCUUUUUGCCGAUCCUUCUUGGCGCUCAUCAUCUCCAGGGUUAGAGGGUUCUGGAACUUUUGGUUAUGGGCUUGGUAAAGUGGCUUCGGACAUCACAGCCAGAAACAGUGCUGGAUAUGUUGGUGGUUAUACUGUUGCCAAUAGAGCUAAUGGAGGAAUUGCUGCCUAGCAAGACUUUACCCUCAGUCGUACAUCUGAAUAGAGCUAAUCGGAGCACCUGUUUAUAGAACUCAUCACAAAGAGAGAAGUUACAAGGUUUUCUCCUAAGGUUUGAGCUUGAGUUUUCCAGUAUAGUUUUUCUUUUCUUGAAAAUUGAAAAUGUAAAAUCGGAUUGCGGGACAUACUCAGAAGAAUUAUUGUGUCAUGGGCCUCUCGUGUCAUGACGGUACAUAGAAAACGCAGAGGUUUUCACUUUUCAUCUUUUCUCUCUUUCUACUGUAACUUCCGGAAAAUUUGCUUAGUCUUCGUCAAGUAUGUUGUUUUAAUUCUCUUCCCCUGCCUAUGUUUUUCGGCAGACUAUAGGAAAUGAUUGUGAAAAUUGGGGGAUGCUCACCCAUAAUCCCCGAGAAUAAAUUGGUUGAUGUUAGUUCAUUUUCGAUGGCAGACAGACAGACGUCAGAAAGUUUAAGCUUCUGUUUAUCGCAGACUUUCUUUA